Messenger RNA from Octopus bimaculoides (California two-spot octopus), 5591 nucleotides. RefSeq lists its product as uncharacterized. The record is from RefSeq and is a predicted model, not a curated record. Gene Ontology annotation, molecular function: protein-containing complex binding; intracellularly cyclic nucleotide-activated monoatomic cation channel activity. NCBI's taxonomy places the organism in Eukaryota, Metazoa, Mollusca, Cephalopoda, Octopoda, Octopodidae. Gene Ontology annotation, biological process: transmembrane transport; monoatomic ion transport. Gene Ontology annotation, cellular component: membrane.
CAGCAACGUUAUCGUUGUUUGUGGAGUUUACCAACAACAACUCGGUAAAUUGAGGCUGUUAUAUCUGUCUUCCAGAAAUGAGUAACAGACAAGAACAAGAAGAACAAGAACAACAACAGAAAUAACCGCAACAACAAGAGCAGUAUUAUAUGCACAGGAAGAGUAAAAACAACUGCCUGAACAGUAAUAUCAACGUCAUUGGAAGUAUGUAAGCCAUCAUCAACACCUUCAAAAUCACCACCACAACAGUAACAAUGACAAUAUCACCACCAACCACUAACAACUGCAGCAGCAACAAUACAAAGACGAUAAAUGCUACUACAAGAUGGAAAGGAAAAUAAAUAUUCUGUGACAAACUAUACGGGUUAAAGCAAAGCCUAUUCAGCGUCAAAAGAACUACAGUGACACAGAAUACAUAAGACACACAAAAUACAGUCGCAAGAUAUAUUUACAGAAUAUACGGCAGCUGCACUUAAUAUUUACUCGGAGAAUUCAGUGUAACACACACACACAUACACACACACAAAGUAUACAGAACCACACAUACACACACAUACACACUCAGACACACAUAUCCACAGAAAUAAACAUAUUCUCACACAUACACACACAAACAUAGAUACAAUAUCACGGGAUAUGUCCCAACUGUACGAAUUAACACAGAAUAAACCUCAUCAGUAAACUAGUAUUGGCGCACUGUCGUCUGACAUCGAUGUAAGGUUGGAAAACAUAUAGUGUCACACACACACACACACACGCACACACAUGUAUACAUCAUUACACGACAUGACACAGGAUGUAUAGCAUCAUACUCGAGUGUUACUGCAAGAGAUCGAACAAUCUAGAACAAUGGAAAUGUUUGAUUAUCGAUUGAAGAACAGUUUUGUCAAGACGAAAUAGAAGGCAGAAUCCAACCCCUCAAAAUGGACGACAAACCAAAAGAAGGGUCAAAUGCGGGACCCUUCACAGACAGAUCUGCAGGGAAACCAGGUGAGGAAUCUUCUGAGAAAGAACCCGAUAUCGAUGCCGCGAAGCUUGAGAAAAUCUCUCGUCUUUUGGCCAGAAAACGCGCCAAUGCCGUGGCGGCUGCAGCGGCGGCAACUGCAGCAGCACAGGGUACAACAUCCGGUGAUAACGAGGCCUCUUCGAAUGCAGCGGAACCCGCAGGUGGAACUCUAUCACAUUGGUCGAAACUACGGACCACAGUUCAAAUUGCAAGCGCCGUGAAACAACGAUCGAAACGUCGCUAUAAUCACCACCGCCAGGAUUCCUUCUUACGCAAAUUCUCAACUCGUAACAACAGCAACAUCGAUAUGGAAAGUGAUUCAGAAGACGAAGGUUUGGCUUUACAAGUGGAACGCAAGGAAGAAGAAAAACGUAACCAUCACUACGUGCUUAGUCCCGAGGGUACUUUUAUGAUGUAUUGGCUCUUCAUGUUGACACUGGCUGUUCUUUAUAACCUUUGGACGUGUAUAGCGCGAGAGGCGUUUCAAGAAAUACAACUUCAACAUAUAGCUCUUUGGACCAGCUUUGAUGUAAUUUGUGAUGUCAUCUACUUAAUAGACAUCGUUGUACAGUUCCGUACCGGAUAUUUAGAGCAAGGUUUGCUCGUGUACGACUCGAAGAAACUCAGCAAAAACUAUUACUCUUCAUCAGACUUCCGUAUGGACGUUGCAUGUUUAGCCCCAUUAGACUUCUUACAGUUCGCCAUUGGUUGGCAUCCAAUACUUCGUUUUCCACGUUUUCUCAAGGUAUACAGGUCAUUAAGAUGCAGUCACAUGUUAGAAUCCCGGACGCCUUAUCCUAACCUAUUUCGGGUGGCAAAUCUCACCCACAUACUCUUCUUGGGUGCUCAUUGGUUUGCAGCAUUUUUUUACCUCAUUUCGGAAGCGGAAAAUUUCGUCGGAGACUGGACCUACCCUCAACCUGUUGGGGAGUACUCCUCGGUAACUCGGAAGUACCUAUAUUCACUGUUCUGGUCAACCCUGACGUUGACCACCAUAGGAGAUCUUCCUCCACCAACCACAAACUGGGAAUAUGUGUUCGUUAUUGUCAGCUACCUGAUAGGUGUUUUUAUAUUUGCCACUAUCGAUGGUGCCAAAUUUUACAUGCAAAGCCACAACGUGCCCAAAGAACUGCAGAAGCGUGUCCAGAGAUGGUACGACUAUGUCUGGUCUAGAGGAAGAAUGAAUGGUAGUCUUGACAUCAGUUCUUUGGGCAUGUUGCCGGAUAAAUUAAAGACGGAAUUGGCACUAAAUGUUAAUCUGGACACUUUGAAGAAGGUAACUAUAUUCCAAGAAUGCCAACCUGAAUUCUUGCAUGAUUUAGUCCUCAAAAUGAAAGCUCAUAUAUUCACGCCGGGUGACCUCAUUUGUCGAAGAGGUGAGGUUGCUCGUGAAAUGUUCAUUAUUGCCGAUGGUGUGGUCGAAAUUAUCAGUGACAGAGGAACUGUACUUACCAGUAUGAGUUCUGGUGACUUCUUCGGUGAAAUUGGAAUUCUAAAUCUCCACGGAGGAAUCAACAGACGCACUGCAGAUGUAAGGUCUUUAGGAUAUUCCGAACUGUUCGUCUUGUCACGUGAGGAUGUUCUGGCAGCACUAAAGGACCAACCCGAUGCCGAGUUGAUUAUCAGGGAAUAUGGAGAAAAAAGACUGAAAGAGAUCGAAGCUCAUAACAAAAAAAUGUCUGAUCCGGAAUCGAUGCCCGGAACAAAAGCUAAAAGCCCUUCACCAAAUAAUCUGCAGGUGGAACCGGCUAAAACAGGUCGGAGUUUUAAAAUGUCGAAUUCGGAACGUAGCAUUUUGAAAAACCGUACCAAUUCAAAGUCUAAAAGGGGAUCUUUAUCGAGAAAGAUGAGAAACUUCCAGUUCGGAAGAAGAAAAGCGACAUGUUCUUCACCGGAAACUGCCACUUCCGCUGCUGAAAAUAGUGGAAAUGGUGAUGAUGAUGAUGAUGUGGGUGGCAGUGGGGUAGAUAGAAAUAAGAGGAGCGGUGGAGGCGGAGAAAUCAGAGGACAUUCAUCUGCAACAGGAGCGCCCUCUGUAGAUGCUCGGUUGCAGAAAAUGCUUCACGGAACAUGGUCGAAAAUUUUCUCGCAUAAGGUGAGCCGCAGCGGAUCUUGUAAUGUUACACUGAGGCCAGUGGAAAGGACGAAAACGUCUGAUUUGUCGUCAAGUUGUUCAUCGUCUCCGGAAACGAGCAAAAGAAAACAAGCUGUGAGGCAUUUACAGUCGGCCAAAGAUGAAGGCCGAAGCGGAGAGAAAUACAAUAGUGGCCCCUCCCUUAACAAAAAACAACCGAGCGGUUCAGGUUUUAAAACUGGUCCCUGUAGUGUGGCGUCGGAGGGAGACAACCGCAAGAUUUCGCUGAGCACGCGUUUAUCCAGCAUUAUACAUCCACGGAAAUUUUCGCAGGCCACUAAAUAUUCCGCAGUGAAACCGGACACAAGUGAUUCGGAUUCACCGUUUUUAGAAACGACGAGGCAACCGUCACAGGGUGAACGAAACGACGGCCAACAGAGUCACAGCACCACAAUGGAACGCAACCGUCUGGUCUCGAGUUCCAGCACCAGUUCAACUCCAUCUACUGCUAAAACUGCUACUAGUACAACAACAACUACUACUGCUACUACUACUGUUCAAAAGAUUAGUAGUAGAAGUAGUAGUAGUAGCAGUGAUAGUGGUAUUGCCGAUCACUGCAGUGGACGGUCGACUGGGGGUGGCGGUGGUGGCGGUGGGUUUAGUCGCCUUCUCAGCGUGGCUGGCUUUGGCAGAUCAGCCACGACACCGAAGUUGUCUUCGAAAACAUUGCCCCAGAUAUCUUUAACCUCACCGCCGACAACUCCACCGUCGCCCUCCGCUGAAUUAUUUCAACAACAACAACAGCAGCAACAGCAACAGCAACAACAACACCAAUCAAGUACAGCAAUUCUUAUUGAAGAAUCCGACCAUCUGAUCGAUAUCGAUGAAUCUCGAAACCUUCCCCUUGAAUUGGCUCAACAACAGCAACAGCAACAUCAUUACCAAUCUCACAGAAGUUUAUACAAUACCCCGACAAACAUUUCUGAUUAUGUACAAAAUCCGAGUGCUGGGUUUGAACCGUCUUCGCCUUGUUUUGUUUCCGGGACGUCCUUUUCUGAAAGUGAACAUUCUGGAAUAUUGCAACCCUACACAGAAUUAAAUGAUCCCUCGACCCUGGUGAUGAGAUCGUCUCCCUACACUGGGUCUUUCCUAUCAUCCAACAAUGCCUCUUCUGCCUUCUCUCCGAUCUCAACGUCUUCGUCGUUCUCUGGAAAGAAAUUUAGUUCGCUAAUCGGCCGCAACAGGGCAGCACCGGAGACCCUCCGAUCGAGUUCCUUAGAAGAGUAUCGGACCUCCUCUUACGAUGACUUUAUAACUCCGACGAUAACCACUGGCAACAGAGUAGGAUUCGGAGUUGGCGGAGGUGGGACAGGGCGGGGUGGCCUGGGAAUGUCGUUAACGUCGUCAUCAUCAUUAUCAUCAUCACCAUCGUCUGCAACAAUAACAGGAACGGCAACAUUAUCAUCAUCAGCAGCAACCACAACAGCCAUAACAACACCGACUGCCGUCAUUUCAGCUACCACAAGUGCAAAAUCACCACAACCUCAAUCACAACCAACACAAACAGCAACAACAACCACAACAACAAAAACCAUUCUAAGCCCGUUGACAUUUUCAUCGACAUCGACACCGAUAUUAUCAUCGCCGCCAUUAUCAACGACAUCCCUUCCGAAACCGCCAUCUUACUAUUCAGCAAUCACACCUCCAUUGAACGCCGUCUCUGCCACCUCCAGUCCAGACUCACCCUUUCCAUCUCCUUCAAGAGCCAACCCAGCCAAUAGAAAUGUUCCGUUCACACCGACAGGCUCCAACCGAUACUAUACAACCGCUGGCGCCGCCUAUCUCAACUCCAGCGACAGACCUUCUUUAAAGAAGUGGCUUUCCUGUACCUCGGCACCGACCACCUCACCCCUUGCCUUGCCGCCACUCAGUGCUAGUAUGUCGUUCGGAUCUCGUAUGAGCAGCAGUGGCGAGGGUGGUGGCACAGGAAGGCCUGCCGGAGAAAAUGGUCUAGCCUUGAAGAACAUCUCUCAAUAUACAGCAGAUGGUAAAGUUUCAUCGACCAAAGGCAAUAUUGAAUUCGAGAAGGAAAAGUUUACAGAAUGCAAGAAGUUGACUGGUCAAGUGUUAUUAGAAGUCCAGAAAAUACUCGAAGAUAAGUUGUCCGAAUUACAACAUGUCUACCAAGAAAAUGUUGACUAUUAUAUCGAAUUGUCGAAAAUGCAAGAAAAUAGGAUUCAGGAACUUGAGAAAGAAAUUCGUAACUAUAAGAGAGAGAGAUCAUUAUGGCUACGAGACACCAAGAAAGAAGAUGUGCUGGAACCGUUGCUAGAAGAAGAAGAAGAAGAAGAAGAAGAAUGUUAAUCUGUGGCGACAUUCCAAUAUUAGACUCUAUUCACCAAAACCCAUGAUUACUUCGAAGUCUCAAGCAACACAGCAAUACGUAGCUUACGAAUGAGACAAGGAUAUACAUAUCUUAUUCUGUAUACAUCUCUACAACUACGCUUAUAU